AUGGGCUCUCAUCCUGCAUCCCAGUGGAGACAACUGAGCGUCGCCGUUGUAGGCGGUGGUAUCGGUGGCAUGUCGACUGCUAUCUCCCUCCGCCGCGCCGGCCACGACGUAGCCAUCUAUGAGCGCAACGACUUCGCCGGUGAGGUGGGCGCCUCUGUGUCAUGCGCUGCCAACUUAACACGCUGGCUUCACGAAUGGGGUGUUGAUAUCGAGAAAGGGGAUCCCGUGCACAUGCACCGUAUGCUCAAAGAUUGUGCACUGCAGGGUAGCCCGGCCGAGCUGCUGGUUAAUCACUCUUGCAAGGAUAUCAAGCUCGAGAAUGGAGUCAUAACAUUCUCCAAUGGAUACAUGGCUCAGCACGACCUCGUAGUUGGAGCAGACGGCAUCGGCUCCAUAGUUCGCAAGAUCAUCGGGCUCAACACCGAAAAGCGGGCUUCAGAUUCAAGUUGCCUCCACGCUAAUGUUCGCACCGAGGACACAGUACGCCUAGGCUUGGUCGACUACUCGCAGGACAGCGCUCUGGAGUACUGGGGCGGCCAGGAGGGCAAGUGGGAUAAGAUCGUCCUCUCCCCUUGCAACGGCGGCAAGCUACUGUCCUACUACUGCUUCUUUCCGCGCACUCAGGGCGAGUGCAUCAAUCACGCCUGGGGCGGCGAGAACCGGCCGGUCGAAGAACUGCUCGCUCCGUACCCCGAGCUGGAUGCUCAGGUGAAGGCUCAUCUCGCUAGAGGCACUGAAAUCCAGCCAUGGAGAUUAUGGGUUCAGCCAACGCUUGCUCGCUGGGCGAUGCUGGUCAUCCCGUACGUAUUUUUCCGCUACACGUGUUGCGACCUGGCUAACGCAACAGAGAUGAUGCCACACCAAUCUCAGGGAGCCUGUGCAGCUAUCGAGGAUGCGGCUGCUCUCGGCAUCCUGUUCAGCCCGAACUACUUUAGGGGAGACAUCAAGGAGGCCCCCUCCGUCUAUGAGGAAGUCCGCCUUCCCCGGGUCACAAAGAUUCAAGCAGCUGUGGCGAAGGCUGCCACCAACAUCAAUGAGCGCAUAGGUUUUCCAAGCGACACCAACAAUCCCAACUACAAAGUCGAAGACGAGAAGAAGAAGUUGACGAUCGAAGAAAUGAAUGCGUACGAUAUGUACAAGGAUAUUGACGAGGCUUUUGCGCGGCGGAGGAACGUUCCCUUUUAG
Trematosphaeria pertusa is the source of this 1185-nucleotide messenger RNA. RefSeq names its product FAD/NAD(P)-binding domain-containing protein. The record is from RefSeq and is a predicted model, not a curated record. Lineage: Eukaryota; Fungi; Ascomycota; Dothideomycetes; Pleosporales; Trematosphaeriaceae. Gene Ontology annotation, molecular function: monooxygenase activity. The coding region runs from base 1 to 1185 and encodes 394 amino acids. The transcript is spliced from 6 exons.